This is a messenger RNA of Mercenaria mercenaria, 1007 nucleotides long. Its product is annotated as diphthine methyltransferase-like. Gene Ontology annotation, molecular function: protein binding. Bases 147 to 1001 code for a protein of 284 amino acids. The transcript has 6 exons. The record is from RefSeq and is a predicted model, not a curated record. NCBI's taxonomy places the organism in Eukaryota, Metazoa, Mollusca, Bivalvia, Venerida, Veneridae.
GAGUUAACUUUUAUGCUUGGAAUUUCUUUUUUCUGUAGGAUGAAAAUUCUGAACAGAAUUCGCAAGUGAGAAUUGGCUGUCUGUACCUGUAUCAACUGCACAACCAGUCUGAUAGUCCACAGCUACAACUUUGUACCAGUCUAGAUAUGCCAGGAAUUCUAGAUAUAAAGUGGUCAUACCAGGUUCUGCUGGGAAGGCCUUGUUUUGCUGUUGUGAAUUCAGUUGGUCAAUUGAAAGUUUUUGUUGUAAAAGAGGACAGCACAGUUGUCAUGGUAACAGAAGAGCAACUAGACACAGAAUGCUUGGGAUUGUCUUUAGAAUGGGAUAAUAUGUUAAGUUCAAGGGAUGCACCCAGAAUAGUGAGUUCAGACUCUAAAGGUUGCCUACAUGUACACCAGUUAUGUGACAGUUGUCUGAAGGAGCUGGUUUCCUGGAAGGCUCAUGACUUUGAAGCAUGGAUUUCUGCCUUCGACCAAUGGAAUACAGACAUUGUUUAUUCAGGUGGAGAUGAUUGUAAACUAAAGGUAUGGGAUCUGAGAGUGGGUACACACUGUCCAACAUUAACCAGUAAAAGGCAUUCUAUGGGUGUAUGCAGUGUACAGAGUAGCCCAGUACAUGAAUAUCAGCUUGCAACAGGAAGUUAUGAUGAGAACAUAUUACUAUGGGACAGUCGCAAUAUGAAGCAGCCAGUGAGAGAGCUGGGUCUUGGUGGUGGUGUGUGGCGGAUAAAGUGGGAACCAGCUAGUUCAGAAUAUAUCCUCACAGCUACAAUGUACAAUGGUUUCCAUAUUGUAAACACUUCAGGGACGGAACUGUCAGUUGUUUUGAACUAUACAGAGCACCAGUCUAUAGCAUAUGGAGCAGACUGGUGCCGAAUUUCAAACAAGAAUACAUCCUCACAGUCUGGCUCUUCACCUGUUGAUUAUGUCAUUGGAACUUGCUCCUUUUAUGACCAUACACUGAAAUUAUGGACAUACAAAGAUACUAAUAAAGACAGAUAAAGUUGA